AUGUUUCUUGUCUACGAAACAGACCAAUAUGAGAGCGCCGUGAGAAAGCUGAACGAGAGCUUAGUCAAGGCCACCUCCCUCCUUCCAUUUCUCAGGGGCUCUGUUCAUAAGUCGCUGGACGGCGGCCAUCCGCGCAACCAGCUGUCGCUAUCAUGGUCGUCUCUGGACCCGCCGCCAGCCCUGGUCGAGACACCCGCUCCAGAGUCCCUACCAAGUUUCGAGGCGCUGAAGAUGGACAAUGCGCCGCUCUCGGUCUUCCAAGAGCGCCUCAGCCCUGUACCAGCGUUCAUCAACUACCAGAUCCCGGGGACAAGAGCCCCGGUCCUCGUGAUCGGAGCUACACGCCUGGGAGGGGGGCUCAUACUAUGUCUGUGCGCUCAUCACGUCGUCAUGGACGGGGCAGGAAUGGGCAUGUUCCUCAAGCUUUGGGGUGACUGCAUGAGAGACGAGCCGAAACGUGCCGAUGACAAGACGUCGUUCGAUCCCGGAGAACUCUACUACAGGGAGUCCUGGCUACGGGAUGCCAGCGGUGAUUUCGCCAGGACCGAGCCGAAAGCUACACUUGAGGAGCUUCUCCUUCGACAUCCGGAAUAUAGCCUUCGAUCUCUGAGCUCGGCUCCGUCGUCUGUGCCGACCAAUGUCUCUGGCCACCCAGUCAAAUGUGCCGCGAAGAUCUUUGCCUUUUCAAGUGCCAAGUUGCAGGAGGCGAAGAAGGCCAUGAGCAGUUCGGUCCAGGCCAAGUUCCUAACGGUCAACAAUAUCUUGGGCGCUGCCCUGUGGCUCUCCAUCACGCGUAUUCGGCUCGAACGCAUGCGCCACGAUGGCCUCGCAACUGUGGCAGGCUCUGCCACCUCGAAGCUUGGCUUUGCCAUUAAUGCGCGCUCGAGGGUCAGACCCGCCGUGUCGAACAGGUCAUACUUGGGCAAUGUGACUAUGCUCAAGGUGGUCGAGUUUCCUGCUACCAUGCUAGAAAGCAUCGCUGGAAAUGCCAUGGCCAACCCUGCCGCCGCCGAGCUAUCGCUCAUGGCACCAGUUAUCAGCGCCAUUGCCGCAGCGACAUCCGCGGUGACUGCCACCCAUGUCGGCGAGGUUGUGGCGUUUGCCGAUCAACUCGCCGACGUUGAAGAUGUCGGGCCCGGGUGGAACUCGUUCCAUUUGGACCUGGGAUAUACAAGCUGGGCAAACUUAGGGAUGUACGAUUGCGACUUCGGGCCCAGUUUAGGGGGCAAGCCGCGCUUCGCCAGGAUCCCAUAUUUGCCUUAUAUUGACGGUAUGGUACUUGGCUUACCGAGACGUAGGCCGGAGGAUACUUUAGAUAGGCAGGCUAUGGAGAGAAUCGAGGUUGCUAUCAUGCUGAAUGAGCGAGAUAUGCGGGCACUGGAGGAGGACGAGACAUUGCGAAGGUGGAGUGCUUGA
Messenger RNA from Cladophialophora psammophila CBS 110553, 1416 nucleotides. RefSeq lists its product as uncharacterized. NCBI's taxonomy places the organism in Eukaryota, Fungi, Ascomycota, Eurotiomycetes, Chaetothyriales, Herpotrichiellaceae. The coding region runs from base 1 to 1416 and encodes 471 amino acids. The record is from RefSeq and is a predicted model, not a curated record. Gene Ontology annotation, molecular function: acyltransferase activity, transferring groups other than amino-acyl groups. The transcript has a single exon.